AUGUUCUUUUCUGCUCCUCUCACCUCAUCGACGUUUCCUGAAACCUCUUCAGCAUCAACGGUGAUGAGCCGAACAAUCCCCGACGGAGUCACUUUUGACUCAAUCACAUCCGUUUCUUCUCACGAAUCUCAAAUGGUUAUUUUGGGUCUUCUCUUUAUCGUGAUCGCUCUUUUAUGCGUAUUUGUUUUCUGCUUUGAUAUGAUUGUUUGUCAACGGUGUCGACAAAUGAAAAAGCAAAGCGAUGCACAAAAGAGCUCAUCCGAUUCCUCCUUGAGCCAUGAGCCAAAAAUCGAAGCCGUUUUCCAUACAAAUCCGAUGUUUAUUGUU
Mesorhabditis belari is the source of this 327-nucleotide messenger RNA. NCBI's taxonomy places the organism in Eukaryota, Metazoa, Nematoda, Chromadorea, Rhabditida, Rhabditidae. The record is from the annotation of a GenBank genome assembly.